Molecule: messenger RNA, 979 nt
Organism: Nematostella vectensis (starlet sea anemone)
Lineage: Eukaryota; Metazoa; Cnidaria; Anthozoa; Actiniaria; Edwardsiidae
Product: PGA biosynthesis protein CapA-like
Exons: 5
Coding region: 202-921 (239 amino acids)
Source: RefSeq, a predicted model, not a curated record
GAGCGCACGCGGAGCCAUGAGACAGCCCCACCCUCCGAGACAACUCGUGUGAGCAGGCCCUAAGCCUUUUUGUCAUUAACCCUCUUUCACAGAUUCGCCGGGUUUGACAUCAUUUCAGUCGCUAAUAAUCACCUAAACGACUUCAAAGAAGCCGCGGUUAACACGACCGUGAGCACCAUCAGGAGCCUGGGACUUACUCCAAUGGGAUUCAACUAUGGGCGAUACGACUCACCACAGGUUCCAGUCAUUAAAAACGUCCGAGGUGUGAAGAUUGCUUUUCUUGCUUACUGCACCUGGGGGGCUAUAUGUAAACCAAGGACCAUGUUCAAAUCAGGGCCUGCAGUGUACACCAAAGAUAGCGCCACAAGAGAUGUGCAUGCGCUGAGAAAAAAAAAUGAUCCUGAUAUCGUUGUAAUUUUUCUUCAUUGGGGAAAAGAAUAUAUAGAGCAGCCCACAACAGAGCAAAGGACGAUUGCUAAGGAAUUAAUAGCAUUGAACGUUUCGAUGGUGAUAGGGUCGCAUUCACACAGGAUAGAAAAGCACUGUUUCCAUGGCGACUCGCUUGUAUCUUAUGGCCUGGGGAAUUUCCUGUUUCCCCCCUAUGGAAGCGAUGGCAAUCACGAGAUUUUUAACUGGCCCGAAAAGUCACAGCGUGCCCGCAAGCUGAGAAACAAACAUCACGUGAGAAUAGAGGGGUUUGAAGAAAGAGUACAAAGCACAAGGAACCCGACGACAAGGUCCAUGAUCCUUCGCGUGACGGUUAACAAGCAGGGAAUCGUUAAUGCUCAGUACCUCCCUGUAGUCAUCCGAUUUCAUGCAAAGAAGAAGCUUUUCCAGCCCACCCCGGUAUCGAAAGAAUGGAUAAGCGUUUGCAGCGAGCGAGAUACUCACUGUCUGGAGAAGAAGCAGACGUGCGUAUGAGGAAUAACAAAUUAUGUACGUUAAAGGGAUAUUAUUGAAUUAAAUCAGGCAACAGGGA